ACGCGCUGAGAAAAACAUCUACUGUCGGAGUCUUGUCUGGCCUGGUUAUUGCCGAUUACGUCAAUUGCCCACAUUUUGUACACCUGGUCCAAUCUAUAAAAGGCGUCAAAAUCUUCCAUCCCAGUACUUCUGGUCUACGUCUCGUGGUAGCGACUAGCAGGCUCGACGGCAAAAUUCACCAUGAAUUUCUUCAUUCUUCUGGCUUGCCUGCUGACUGUACUGACUCCAGCUCUCAGCAAACUGAUCGUCGGCGGGAAAGAGUCUAAACCAAACAGCCGACCCUACCAGGUGGCCCUCUAUGAUUCGAAAAGUGCUAACUGGCAGUUUUGCGGUGGUACCCUUGUCAACGAACGAUGGGUCGUUUCAGCAGGUCACUGCGCGGGUGGCACGGUCUACGUCGGUUUGGGAUACCACGAUAAGUACGACAACACGCAGACUGGCCAGCAGUUGAUUAAGGGCACAUGGUAUCGCCAUCCAGGUUACAACAGCUACCUUGAUAAUGACAUCUCCUUGAUCAAACUGAGCAGCGAUGCCGACCUCAGCAGCCCAAAAAUCGAAACCAUUUCAAUCACCAAGAGCCCACCUGCUGCAGGAAAGAAUCUGCUCGUGAGCGGAUGGGGAGCACUCCAAAGUGGAGGAUAUUCUUCAAGAAAUCUGAUGGAAGUGGCGGUUCAAGCAGAUUCCAUGGCGACUUGCAGAAACGCCUACGGGUCGUCAGCGAUCACGGAUAACAUGUUUUGCGCCUCCGCUUCAGGAAAAGACGCCUGUCAGGGAGACAGCGGUGGCCCGAUUGUCAGUAACUACGGGGCUAGCAGCCACAAACCUGGCACCAUCCUGGAGGGCAUUGUCAGCUGGGGUUACGGCUGCGCUUAUCCUGGGUACCCAGGCGUCUACACUACCGUCGGUAACUACUGUGACUGGAUGGCGCAGACAAGUGGUGGUGAUAUCUCCUGUUAAAACUAGUGAGUUCCCUACCGAUUGCCGAAGGAUGUUCCCGCGACAGAUUGGUACGAGUGAAAGGGAAUUCUGGUGCGCGGUCUCUCGGCAUUCGGUCACCGUUGUUACAGCACUGGGAUUAAUUAAGUAUCUGAAUAACUCAUUGUCAAACUAAUUAUGAAAUCAAUAGAUAAAAAUCAUGCUCAAUUCAGGAACUUCGCACAGUUAAAUACCAGAGAUAUGUUUUGCUUCCGUACAUUUCCAGUUUAAGAAAAGGGUGCGUGAAGUGAACGAAACAGUACAAAUUGCUCUUGCACAAACUUCUUCUGAUGUUUCUCUCCAGCAUCCGAAGUGCCUUUCUCGGACAAACCUGUGUUGUUGCUAUUAACACUUCACAUGAUUUGGUGUUCAGAUCGGGUUCCAAUCCCUGGUGCAUGAUGAAUUAAAGUUUUCAUUUGAUUAAUAAAUCAAACG
Acanthaster planci (crown-of-thorns starfish) is the source of this 1410-nucleotide messenger RNA. Its product is annotated as trypsin-2-like. The record is from RefSeq and is a predicted model, not a curated record. NCBI's taxonomy places the organism in Eukaryota, Metazoa, Echinodermata, Asteroidea, Valvatida, Acanthasteridae. Gene Ontology annotation, biological process: proteolysis. Gene Ontology annotation, molecular function: serine-type endopeptidase activity.